Messenger RNA from Wasmannia auropunctata (little fire ant), 1450 nucleotides. RefSeq lists its product as uncharacterized. NCBI's taxonomy places the organism in Eukaryota, Metazoa, Arthropoda, Insecta, Hymenoptera, Formicidae. The transcript is spliced from 5 exons. The record is from RefSeq and is a predicted model, not a curated record. The annotation marks the transcript as partial.
GUCGAAGCUGCGUUUAUACUCUCCAAAAUCACAAACGACGACGCAAAGUUCAGGUACGUUGUACUUAACUUGGUUAAUGCAACGUUACCUUUUGUCUCUGAUUUAAUCGCAAAUCCUCCGCCUACCGAGAAAUAUCAAGCUAUUAAAGAUCGAAUCAUACGUUCAUUCGAUGAAACCGCUGAAUCCAAGCUUCGAAAACUUUUGUGCGGACACGAGAUCGGGGACGACAAGCCAUCUCACUUUCUGCAACGGCUCAAGAACUUAGCAGGCGGACAAUGCAAUGAUUCUAUUUUACAUUUGACCAUACUCGCAUCGCAAGCCGAUAAAAUCCAUGAAAUCUCAAAACCAUCAAUUAACGCCCUAACCUCUGCACAGCCUUCUUUAAAUAUCACUAACAUUAUUGAUGAUUUGACUAAGCGUAUAGAUGCUUUGACAAAAGAGGUACAACGUUCACGAAGAUCUCGUUCCAGAACAGCACGCAGUCCACGCGGAAAAUUUAGACCAAAAUCAGGAGGUUGCAGCCAGGAAAGAAAUCUGUUGGUAUCACUAUUCGGAAAACUAGCCAAACGACCGCAUAUCCAGGCGUUAGCGGAUGUUUUGCCAAAACGUAAAGUCAGAGUAACACAGUCAUGCGAUGAAUUCAAAUUAUUCGCGGCAAACGGUUCAGAAAUUAAAACUUACGGACCUAAAGUAGCACAAGUAGACUUGGGACUCAGGCGAUCAUUCCCCUGGAAGUUUAUUGUUGCUGAUGUAACUCACGCAAUCCUUGGCGCAGAUUUCCUUCGUCACUACGGACUUUUAGUCGAUCUCGCAAAUAAACGUCUCAUUGAUGAUACGGCCAAGCUACAAAUUCCCGGUCGAGUGCUCAAAUCCUUCACACUUUCAUUAACUGCUAUUGAUAGUAAGUGCAAAUAUUAUCAACUUUUUAAGGAAUACAUAGAAAUUACUAAAGUAUCUCCGCGAAAAGUAGAUAUUCAUCAGAUUGAGCAUCACAUCACUACCCGCGGACCUCCAAUUGCGGAACGAGCAAGACGACUUCCUCCGGAAAAAUUUAAGAUCGCUAAAGCUGAGUUCGAUAUGAUGUUGCGAGAAGGUUUGUGUCAACCGUCAUCUAGACCAUGGGCAUCCCCGCUCCAUAUGGUGCCUAAAAAGAGUGAAGGAUGUACUGUAUUUUCCAAGAUCGAUCUCAUCCGUGCAUUUCACCAAGUGCCUCUUGCAGCUGAAGAUAGGCCUAAAACCGCUGUCGUUGCUCUUUUCGGCCUUUUUGAGUUCAACGUAAUGACCUUUAAACUUCGAAAUGCAGCCCAAAUGUUUCAAAGGCUAAUUGACACCGCUCUUCGAGGACUAAAUUUUUGUCAUCCUUACAUCGACGACAUUCUUAUCGCCUCGCCUGAUCAUCAAACACACGAAGUUCAUUUGAGAGCAGUUUUUGACAGAUUACGCAAAUAUG